Chaetura pelagica (chimney swift) is the source of this 1164-nucleotide messenger RNA. It is a transcript of the gene CASP9, whose product is annotated as caspase 9, apoptosis-related cysteine peptidase. The record is from RefSeq and is a predicted model, not a curated record. Gene Ontology annotation, biological process: intrinsic apoptotic signaling pathway in response to DNA damage; proteolysis; regulation of apoptotic process. Bases 1 to 1164 code for a protein of 387 amino acids. Lineage: Eukaryota; Metazoa; Chordata; Aves; Apodiformes; Apodidae. The transcript is spliced from 11 exons. Gene Ontology annotation, cellular component: cytoplasm.
AUGUCCAGGAGAAGCCCCAGUGCCCAGCUCCAGCUGCCAGCUGAGAGCGCCCCCAGCCGAGGAGAGCAGGCCCGGCAGCUGCUCAUCGACCUGGAGACCCGAGGGAAUCAGGCUUUUCCCAUCUUCCUCUCGAUCCUGCGGGAUACAGGGCAGGGGGAGCUGGCAGACCUGCUGCUGGAGGAGUGUGAGCUCCCUCUGGUGCCACCAGAGCCGCGGGACCUGCGGCCUGUCCCGCUGGACCUGCCUGGAGAAAAGCACGACAGAGGUGGGACCUUCCCUGAACGUGUGUCCAUCCCUGUCCAAGCUGAGAGUGAAAGGCCUCCCAGGACCCAGGGUCUGGCUGUUGACAAGAGGAACGAGGAUCUGGUGUACCAGCUUCGAGCCAACCCUUGUGGGUACUGCCUGAUCCUCAACAACGUCACCUUCAGCAGGGCCUCGGGGCUCUCCAGGCGCGACGGCUCCGACCUGGACUCCCAGAAGCUGGAGAAACGCUUCAGGUCCUUGGGCUUCCACAUCCUGCCUCGCAGGGACCUGACAGCUCAGGAAAUGGUUUCAGAGCUGCAGAAGCUGGCACAGCAGGACCACACCACCUUGGACUGCUGCGUCGUGGUCAUCCUGUCCCAUGGGUGCCAGACGAGCCAUAUUCAGUUUCCUGGCGGCGUUUUCGGAACGGAUGGAAAACCCAUUCCAAUCGAAAAGAUUGUGAACUAUUUCAAUGGGUCCCAUUGCCCGAGUUUGAGAGGGAAACCCAAACUCUUCUUCAUCCAGGCCUGUGGUGGAGAACAACGGGAUCGAGGCUUUGUGGUGGAAUCUGAUUCCCCUGGAGAUGAAGCUCCUGGAGGUUCUUCGGAGUCGGAUGCGACUCCUUUUCAGCCUCCACCGGGUAACGUGGACGAGCCUGAUGCUGUAGCCAGUUUGCCCACACCCAGUGACAUCUUGGUCUCCUACUCAACUUUUCCAGGUUUUGUCUCCUGGAGGGAGGCCUCAAGUGGCUCGUGGUAUGUGGAAACUCUGGACAGUGUGCUGGAGCAGUAUGCCCCUUCAGAGGACCUGCUGACCCUCUCUUCUCAGGUGGCACAUGCUGUCUCUGCCAAGGGCAAGUACAAGCAGAUCCCAGGAUGUUUCAACUUCCUCCGGAAAAAGUUCUUCUUCAGGUGUAAAUGA